Molecule: messenger RNA, 2025 nt
Organism: Musa acuminata AAA Group (dessert banana)
Lineage: Eukaryota; Viridiplantae; Streptophyta; Magnoliopsida; Zingiberales; Musaceae
Product: ferric reduction oxidase 2-like
Exons: 8
Coding region: 1-2025 (674 amino acids)
Cellular component (GO): plasma membrane
Molecular function (GO): ferric-chelate reductase activity
Source: RefSeq, a predicted model, not a curated record
AUGAAGCUGCUUCUUGGAGUGGUCUUCCUUGGAUGGCUAAUGAUCUGGGGUAUGUUGCCGACACACACUUUCGGGGAGCGCUGGUUGCCGAUGCUCCUGUCGAAGACGAAGACUACAUACAUCGGAAGACUAGGGACCAACGUCCUGAUCUUUACGUUCCCGAUCUUAUUCAUUGCUGUUGUUGGAUGCGUGUAUCUGCACAUUGUUCAGAAAAGUAACCGCAACAAGAGUUCAAGCGGCGGUCUUAAAGCGUGGAGGAGACCACUGCUUAUAAAGCAGCCACUGGGAAUCGUCUCAGGCACAGAACUAGCAUUCUGUUUGAUGUUUCUAGCGUUUAUUGUGUGGUUCUUCUCAUGUUAUCUAAGUAAUGCCUUGGCCAACUUCAAAGGAGAAGGUGGGGAGAAGGAGAGUAACGGGCUGUGGUUAGCUAAGUUAGAAAUAGCGGCUCUACGACUGGGAUUGCUUGGAAGCCUCUGUUUUGCUUUCCUCUUCUUUCCGGUCACUCGGGCAUCCUCCCUUUUGCCACUCGUUGGGCUUACCUCGGAGUGCAGCAUCAGGUACCACGUAUGGCUUGGCCACAUCGUCAUGCUUGUAUUCACAGCUCAUGGGGUUUGCUACAUCAUCGUUUGGGCAGCCACCAACCGGUUAUCUGAGAUGUUGAGUUGGGCGCGAGUAGGAGUAUCGAAUGUGGCAGGAGAAAUAGCUCUCCUCUCGGGGCUGCUCAUGUGGGCUACCACGUUCUCCCGCAUACGGCGCAGGAUGUUUGAGCUCUUCUUCUAUUCCCAUCAGUUGUACAUUCUCUUCCUUAUCUUCUACCUGCUUCAUGUGGGGAUAUCCUUUUUCUGCUUAGUUCUUCCCGGGGUCUACCUCUUCAUGGUAGAUCGGUUCCUGCGAUUCUUGCAGUCAAGGAAUAAGGUCAGGUUGGUCUCUGCUCGCCUUUUGCCAUCCGAAACAGUCGAGUUGAACUUCUCCAAGGAUCCAAGUUUGCAUUACAACCCAUUGAGCAUAUUGUUCAUCAACGUGCCAAGCAUCUCAUCGCUUCAGUGGCACCCCUUCACUGUGAGCUCCAACAGCAAUUUGGAGUCGGACAGACUUAGCAUCGUCAUCAAGAAAGAAGGAAGCUGGACAGAGAAACUGUGCCAUAAAGUCUCUUCUUCUUCCCUCGAUCGUCUGGAAGUUUCAGUGGAAGGCCCUUAUGGCCCUAACGCAAUGGCCUUUCUAAGGUAUGAUUCUAUCGUAAUGGUGAGUGGUGGCAGUGGAAUCACCCCUUUCAUGUCCAUAAUUCGGGAGCUCAUCUUCCGUAGCACAACUGACAGUCCUACCCCAAGUGUCCUCUUGAUUUGCGCCUUCAAGACCUCCGCCGACCUCACCAUGCUCGAUCUCCUCCUCCCAGUUUCUAGCACCGUCUCCGACCUCUCUCGCUUGCGGCUACGAAUCAAAGCCUUUGUCACAAGAGAAAGUGUUCCUCCCAACGAACCUAGCAGGCUCAUCCGGACAGCUUGGUUCAUCUCUGAUCCUUCAGACCUGCCUCUCGCACCAGUCCUCGGACGCGACAGCUGGCUCUGGCUAGGCGCAAUAAUCUCGGCCUCCUUCGUCGCCUUCCUCGUGCUCGUUGGCAUCGUAACACGCUACUACUUAUACCCAAUCGAAAAUGGCACCAAUGGCUUCUUUUCCUCAUGGAAAUCCCUCCUAAAUCUUCUGUUCAUAUGCAUAUGCAUAGUCGUGACAUCUACCGCAGCGGUCCUGUGGAACAAGAAGAGAAGCACCAUGAAAGCAAAGAUCCAGAACACAGAGGCCCUUACUGAUCGUGAAUUGGAGAGUGUUCCUCAUCAACUCAUCGUUGGAGCAACCACGGUACAUUUCGGAGAGAGGCCUGAUUUCAAGAAGAUGCUAUUGGAGAGCGAGGGCUCCAACGUAGGAGUCAUGGCCAGUGGGCCGAGUUCCUUGCGUCAUGCUGUUGCAAGCAUCUGUUCGUCAGGUCCGGGCAAACGGUUGCACUUCGAGUCGAUAAGCUUCAGCUGGUGA